This is a messenger RNA of Solanum lycopersicum (tomato), 2815 nucleotides long. The record is from RefSeq and is a predicted model, not a curated record. NCBI's taxonomy places the organism in Eukaryota, Viridiplantae, Streptophyta, Magnoliopsida, Solanales, Solanaceae.
CAAUGAAAGGAACCCCUAAAAGUCCCAACAUAUAGUACUCUAGAGCCAUGAACUCUAAAAAGAACCAAAGAACCAAACACAAAUUCCCAAAUUUAGGAACAGAGAAACUUAACAACAAAAAAUACUUAAGCAUUUAAAGAAGGGAAAACCAAAUGGUAAAAUCAACUGAAAUUAGUGGUGUAUUUAUCGUAAAAGAAGUAAUUAUAACAACGAUUAAUAGUUCGAGAUGAUGAGGAGGGAAGAAGAAGAAGAAGGAAGAGUAUCGUCAUCAUUAAGUAGCAGUAGAUGUCAAGAUUGUGGAAAUCAAGCCAAAAAAGAUUGUACAUAUAUUAGGUGCAGAACUUGCUGUAAGAGUCGAGGGUUUCAUUGUGAAACACAUGUUAAGAGUACUUGGGUCCCUGUCUCCACAAGGCGUCCCAGGCACCAUCUUCUUCAUCACACUACUAUUCAGCAACAGCAGCUUCAAAAUGGGCCAAACCCUAAAAGAUACAGAUCAAAUGAAGGUGAUGAUCACGAAGGAGGUAAUUUUCCGGGGGAAGUGAGUUCUCCAGCAGUAUUUCGAUGUAUUCGUGUAAGUUCGAUAGAUAAUGUGGUUGAUCAAUAUGCAUAUCAAACAUCAGUGAAGAUAGCAGGACAUGUUUUUAUAGGAAUAUUAUAUGAUCAAGGACCAGAUAACGAGAGUCCUCGUUACAACAAUUAUAUGGCUGGAGAAAGUUCGUCAAGUGGCUUUCAGCUUCAUCAACCUCUUAUUUUACCUCCUACUACUACUACAACUUCUCCACCACCAUCAACUUCGACUUAUCCCAAUCUAUUUAGUGCUUUUAAUAUGCCUGGUACGCAAUUUUUUCAAUACCCAAAAUCAUCUUGAAAUAAACUUUCUUUCAUCAAUUUAACUUAUAUACAUUUAUUAAUUACCAUUUAAAUGUUGUAUUCUGAGGUAAGACGUAGCCCCCUUAUCUGUAUCUUUUGUUGGAAUAUAACAUACACUACCUUUUGGUAGUUAAACCAAAUAAAUAAAAUAAAAAUACAUUGACAAUGUCACUGUAUUUUAAAAUUUAUUAUGGAUGAUUAUUUGUACGAACCUAAUUUAAUUACCCUUCUAGUUAUCUCUCGGUAUUUUGUUAUGUGCAGUGCAAUGGUAAAAGUUAAAACAAUGUGCAUUGAACAUUGAACAAAAAGGUAAGAGAUAAAGAAAAAAAAAGAUUAAAAAAAAGUAUAAAAUUCUAAUGAGGAAUUAUUGGUUGGCAUAUGGUUCUGCAGUUUGUCUUAUCAUGAAUUUCCCCCAUCCAAUUGUUCUAAUCUUUGAUUAAGGGAAUUAAUUAUGUCUGAUUUACUGGUUGUUUAUGAAUAUCGAAGCCACUUUUCUCCUGAUUACCCGUUUCUUUGCCGGUUUAAAAUGCACGUAUCCUUUUUAAUGGACACAAGGACAAUAAGUGAUUCUUGGACCAUAUAUUUUAAUCAUCAUGAUGAGUUUUACUUUUUUCUAUUACUCAUAACUAACAGUAGAGUAAUUUUAUUUUUAUUUACACUCUCGCAUUAAUUAAAAGAGACUAUGUACGUAGAGAAUAAAUAAGACAGGACAACAUAUUAUAACAGAUUAAAGUAACAUUUUAAUUUACAUUAUGAAUGCAUAUAAUUUGGAAUCAUAAUUUUAAUGUAUUUAGGGUGUGCAAGUGACUUCACCCUCCCCCAGUGACCAAUUAAUUAUAGGCCAUCGUGGGGAAAGUCCUUUUCUUGAUUUCUUUUAGAGUUAAUUAACACAAUAACCAAAUCAUAGAAGAAAGUAGGCACUGAUGCUUACCCACUAUAGCUGUCCCCUUGUUGCACGUAAAAAGUUCAACAUAAAAAUCCAAGUUUUCAAAAUUAAAUUAUGGUGUUACAGAAAGAAUGAAAAUUGUUAGUGUUAUUGAAGAGUCUUACAUCUAUUGGUUUAUUAAGAGAUAUAUAGUCUCUUUAAUAUGAUUUGGGUGGUUGCUCAAGAUCCAUUGUUUCUUUACUGUUAUACUAUGAACUCAAAUAGGUACACCAUUCUCUUUGUAUACAUCUUUAUUUCUAUGUCAAUUAUGUGUAAAUUGUAAUUGUUGUGUUCUUCUUCUUAUUGAUUUGUGAUACGUCUAUUAUUCUAUGACAUUAGAGUUAUAUUUAUAUCUAGGUAGCUAGUUCGUAAUUAAUGCUUAAGAUGCCUUCGAUGAUAAGCAAGUGUUAGACAUUGAUCAUUGUAGCACUUAGGACAAUGUAAGGGAAUCCUUGAUUAAUGUAAGGGGCCCUCAAAUAUGAUUAAUACUUAAAUUUAAGUAUCUUGAAGCAAAAAAAAAAAAUGUUGGGUGGGCAUCUUGUGUUAGAAGAUACUGACUUGAGGCAAAGAAAAAAAAAGUAGUUAGUAAAGCCUCAUUUUUAACCUUUAGAGAUAUGCACACACCAAUACAAAGGUAAAGGUUGAUGCCCCUAUCAAUGACACAAUGUUGGAAUAUAUACCUCUAAGUGAUGAAACUAAUUAAGAACUAGGAGAAUAAAUUAAAUGGAUAUAUUGUAAGGGGAGUGUAUGUUGAAAUUUGAGUCUAUAUAUUAUAUUGUUUUUAUAAUUGUAACAUCCGGAUUAGAUUGAACCUACUAAUUUUAUGGGGGUGUUUGCUAUCUAAUAAAAUUUGAAUUUUGGGAUUUGAUUGAUUGAUUCUCCGCGAGUUUUUGUAAUUGAUCUGUUGCUGAGAUUUGAAAGUGAAAUUUUAUAGUUUUCAAUAAAAUUUAUUUCAUUGAUUACUAGGUCAUAUUUUUGAGUGUGAAAUAUGUGAUUGUCUUAUUUUGAAAUGUUUACCAC